AUGUAUUCUGAGAAAAGUGUAGACGAAACGAUAUGUAAAAAAGUAACUUCGAUCGAUUUAAAUUCUGAAAUAUCUGUGCUCUUCACGUGGUGUACCAUUGUCUUAGCUUUAAAAUCUCCAAUAUUGUCGUCAUCAGAGUUAUUUUUGGCUCGACUAGUAGGCGUUCUAGUAAAUGGCCCAUAUUAUGGGACACUUUUGAUACAUUUCUUUGUGGCCCUUAAUCGUUUGUGUGCUGUUUUAUAUCCAAUAAGAUACAAGCAAUUAUGGUCAGAAUCAAGAAGUUUAAUUGUUGGAAUCAUCUCAUGGACAACUGGAACUUCCUUAUGUAUGCUACAUUUAUAUAAAGAUUGUUCGCUUUUAUUUAAUGAAAAUUCAUCUUAUCGCUUUUUCUAUGGAGAUUCCUAUUAUGGCAAAGUUUGUGGCAAUGCCGAUGCUGCAUUAUCAGUAUUUAUAGUAAUGAUAAUGGCAUGCCUUGAUUCCAUUACUUUGAUCAAAUUACUUGCAUAUCGCAGAGCACUACGAAAAAAUGUUACAAUGUCAACUGGUAGUGCUUUCAACAAAAAAGAAGUAUUAUUCUUCAAACAGUAUUUGUUGCUCAGUAAUUUAUUACUGUUUGCAUCAUACACUAUAAUGUGGAUCCUGAUUCAAUGA
Molecule: messenger RNA, 651 nt
Organism: Brugia pahangi
Lineage: Eukaryota; Metazoa; Nematoda; Chromadorea; Rhabditida; Onchocercidae
Source: the annotation of a GenBank genome assembly